UUAAAGUGUAGCUUUAAUAUUAUAAAAUCUCAAGCUGUUUUUUAAUACUUAUGUAUAUACCUAUCACUCUACAGACGGUAUCAGGCAUGGGCUACUAGUAUAAUUCACACGUGAAUAAAGAAAGGAUAGUCGAUUGAUUAGCGAGUUCCUAAAUCACAAAACUCUUUGUUUGAUGUCACAUCAGAUGUCAGAAUCACCACAGACAAUAUUCCAUCAGGGUUCGAAAUUAACUCAUGUCCGUAAGUCCGAGACUAGUAGAAUACAUGUCGGACUAGUGAACUCUCUAUAGCACUAGUCCGUACGGACUAGUGAAAAUCCGGAAAUCAAUUUUGAAUUGGUAAAGAUUUUAGCAAGAUUUGUCUGAGUCUCUUAGAUGUUUGAACUUAUGGUUGAUUACCUGCAUGGUCAGGUGUUUGCCUGACUAUGACAGUCUGAUCUUCCAAACACAUUUGAGACCGCCGUUCUUCGAACGUGCACACAUUGUCAAAUUCCUGCCGAUUCCGAACGCCGAGUACACAUCACGAGAACGUGUUCUAGGUGCAAGAAUUGCAAGUAGUGUGGUCUGAGAACAUGUAGGUUUGUGCGCACAUGUUCUCGUCAUUCGCGACUCUAACACAGUAGUUCAUAACACUAUAGCUCAUGACUUGGUCAAUCGAGUGAAUUUUAUUGACUUUCUUGAUAAAAUUUCGAACUCCUGUGACUCUAAGGUCUGAACACCAAAACAACAGGAAUGUCGAUCUCGAACGCACUUAUGGACGUUUAUCAAAGGAUUAACUCGGAGGUUAAUAUUGUAUGCUUUUGAAGAUCUUGAAUACGAAAUAAAAUAUGGUGGUCUCUUUUUCUUCUGUAGGUGUCAGAAAUUGAAUUGUUUGCAACUGUGAUGUGUUUAGUUUGAUUAAAAUGAAGAUAAUUUUUUGAUAUACUGGACGGACUAGUGAAAUGCUUUGCGGACUAGUGAACAUCAAUAGUGACUAGUCCGUACGGACUAGUGCUUGAAAAAGUUAAUUUCGAACCCUGUCCAUGAAUGUGAUACUCAUCAUCAUCAAUUCCCUUUUUUUUUUAAAUUAGUUACAAUGCUUUGUUAAUUUUCAUUUUGGUUUUGAAAGAGAUAUUUAUUUUUUAUUUAUUUUUAAAUAAAGAUUCAAAAGAAAUUCUUGAGAGAAGUAAAUUGAACAGCCACUGAAAAAAAUAUCCAGCAAAAAUGCUAAAAGGUGCAAGAAGAAACAAUCUUUGUCAUACACAGUGUGCUUUCAUCAUACUAUGUAAUGGAAUUUCCAUUUUGUCGUUCAUUCAAAUUUUUUAUUUCGUGAUGGCUAAGGUCAAUUGAAUAUAAAAAGGUCUCGAUUAUUCACACGGAUUUUCUCCAUUUAUUUCCGGUUUAAUGGUGAAGUGUAUGAAAGAUGAUGUAUAAGAAAACACUUUUAGAAAACUAGUUUGAUGACUAGAGAACGACAGACAUUUAAACAGUGACGACCGAGCGGGGUAUUGUUAUGUUAAUUACACGCAUCCAAUGUCGUCUGUGUGGAAUUAGAACAGUUUGCCCAUUUUAUAGCAUCGUAGAAUUUUGAAUAUGGCAAACAGAAGUGUGACAGUUAAAGUAGAGAUAGCAUUACCUGACUUCUUCUCAAACUUCCCAGUGACGGUAAAUCAUCCCCUGGGAGGAGGGAUGUCGAGGACGAGUGGAGACGAUUGCGCGAAGAUUGUCCAUGAGUCAGAACCACAAAAAGAGACAGAAGAUCCAGGGGAUUUAUUAGAUGAACCCCGAAGUAUCAGCGAGAUCAAAGAAAAUUUGUAUUCAGCGUCAGCACGUGAUCCUGGUGGUGCCAAAAAUUUAGCUGUUUGCUCUGAGAACAGUCAACAACUUUACGCACGUGCAGCUACUGAUCUGAGUUCUUCCGCGUCUUCUCUUGGUUUUUCUGUUCAUGGUCCAACUGAAAAUGACGAGUUGGAGCACAACUAUUUGGAAGAGGAAGCACGCGCCGGUUCGCGUCCCGAUUCACAGAGUUCGGGAUACGCAGGAUCCGAUGUAAGUGAACGACACAUUCAUGUGGAAAACCGAUCUCCUCAUGACGAAGUUAUGCUGCGUCAAGCAGCGAUUCAGCGGACCACUAGUGGCACCAGCAGUUUAAGCAGCAGCCUCAACACGGAGGAAAUGAGACGUCUGUAUGACAAAGAGUUAUAUAUAUCUGGAUGUGACACGUGCAAGAUGCUGAGGGGAACGUCCCCGUCCAAAGAGUCGAUAGAAUUUUGGGACGAAGUUGAGAUUUGUGGAGGUGACGAUAGAAUAAAAUGUCACAGUAAGUUCUGGAGUUACUUCUUAAAAAAACUGAAAGAGAAAUUUCCAGGUGAAGAAGGAUUAAAUAGUAAACAGACAAUCCAUUUGCUCAAGACAUUAUUGAAUGUGCAAGGGGGAGAUGAUGGUGAAAUUGUACUCUCUAACUUGAUGAGAAUAGUGCGAUACUUUGGUCCCAUUAAGAAAGAUGUUGAAGGGAAGUGUGUUAUCAUACGUCAUCUGACUGAUAUUGUAAAAAACUCUCUCGUUACAUCGAAAGUGGGAAAGAAGACAAUAAAGCAGAGCUGGUUUGCUGGUGAUAUGACAAGAAGUAAUGCGGAGGAACUUCUGGAGAAUCAGAAAGAUAAGACCUAUCUUGUGAGGAUGAGUCAAAGUGGAUCAGACACGGGAAACUUUGUGGUGUCUGUCAAAGACCAAAAUGGUGGCCAUCACUUUGAAAUCGAAGGAAACCCUGUAGCAUCCUGCAGAAGCGAUACUUUAAACUGUCAUCUGCAGUUUCUCAACAGUUCUUAUGAAACCUUACCAAGCUUGGUGGAGGAUUUGAAGUACAAUCCACUUAGAGGUGAAGAGGAUGAAGAAGACGUUGAGUGUACGUACAUCUGCCCAGAUCUACCGUUUAAUAGUGUCAUUACAGCAUAUAAGCGCACAAAAUAAGAGACAACAGAAGACAGAUAUUUCACGUGGUCAGCAGAAUCACCUCGCGUACUCAUGUCCUAAUGACAUUCUUGUGUAUUAAUGCAUAUAUUGAUAUUGAAUUGUCGAAUAUAGACUGUUUAAUGGUAGCGUAGUUUUUCUUGUAUAGGAAAUGGAGGCAAGUGUUAAGCUUGUAGAUCUCAUUCAUUAUAAAUCUAUGAAAAAUGUCCUUUGAUAUAUAUACGGUGAUUUGCUGGGUUUUUUCUUUUACAUACCAGUAGCAUAUUGUAAUUUUGUUGCAUAAUAUAUAUCUAGUUGUGCUUUGAAUUAUGUGUGGAGAUACAUAUGUGAUAGUGAGAAUGUGCAAUUUAUUGCGACCAUUCAGUACAUAUAUAUUGAUUUAUAUAUUACUAUAAUUGACCUAUUUUUAGCGUGUUCAUAAUACACCGCAAUUCUCAAAACAUAUAAAAAUACUGACAUUUGAUAUCCUUGACCAUACCAAAGAAAAUGCUGUUAUUUAAACGGUGGCAAUAGAUGACGAAAAGAGCAUAGGUACUGUAAUGAUGAGCAUUUCUAUUAGAAAAGUGUCAAUAAUAUAUACAAUGUAUAGAGUUUAGAUACACAAAAGUGUUGUGUUAUGUUACAUGUAGAAUUUUCCCUCUUAUUCAUCUGCAUUAUGAAUGCUAAAGUAGCCUGUUUUUAUUCUGAAUUACAGAUAACAUGCGUUGUGCUUUUGUUGGGUGCUAUUUGCAUGGUUCCUUGUUGCUACGAAAAUUCACAUAUAAUUGAAUUUUUUGUAUCUUUUGAAUUACAAAUACAGGUAUGCGGUGUGGUUUACAUGCUUUUCAUUAUAUUUGAAUUUUGUAAGGUCAACCAAUGAUGAGCACUUGUUUGCCCUAGAAGACAAUUCAAAGUGAUGUAAUUAUGAGUCUGAUUGUCUGUUCGUUUGUUUCAAGACCGUUUGCUUGCUUUUGCCGAAUUGUUUUAUGUCCGGAAAUUUUCAAACAGAUUAGUUCAAAGUGGCACUGUUUAAAUGAGAGAGUGAAAAAUAGAGAGAGAGAGAGAGAGAGCAUCCUAUAAAGAAAUAGAGAUGGUGGAGAGAGAAGAGAGAGGUAGCUUUUAAUUCAAGUACAUGUGUAAGCGUUAUCAGUAUUCAUAUUCCACUUGUGUAUCAUAUACGUAAUAUACUCCAGAAUCAUCUCAAGUUGUCCUUUAGAAAAGUCUAAUUAUACGUUGUCUAAUUCUAAAGCGACUCGCUUGUUUUCCUUCAUUACAUGUCAUACCAAACAUUACAUGUAGAACCCCUCUUGUCUAAGACAUGGCGUUGCAAUAUCAAUAUUAUACUAAUGAAGUAGAAAUUCAGAUUCAUGCAGUAUAGAAUAUAAUUGACAAGGAUUAAUUGAUUCUUGUGUAUUUUGUCCUAGUAAUUUAUAUCCUGCUAUAAGUGUAUGAAAUACAAUUGACAGAAAGUGUCUGAUGCUUUGUAUGUGUAUUCUAUUGUAAAAUUCAUUGUUAUCUGCCUAUUAUGCAAUGCACAGCAAGUUAUAUAAGAGUAAUAAUUUUUCGUGCUCGGGACCGAGUCACACAUUACAAUUUCUGUGCUACAUGAACAUUUGGUAACCAAAUGUAAAGAAACUUCAUACUGUGUAUUUGAUGUUAAAGAUCGACAAUGCACGCAUAUUUUACAUGAGGUUAUCUCCUUUAACUCAUUUAAGACUGUUCAACAGUAUCCAUUGUGUAGUUAUGGAAUCUUCAAAUACUCGUUUUAAAAAUGUACUCGAAUCUCAAUGUCCAAUGAGAUCACUCCAUAAGGCAUUUACAGAACAUGAAUUUGGGCAUCUCACAUAAAGUUGUGAAAUUAUCAAAAUCUAUAUUCUGAUCUAGUCAUCCAAGAAAAGUAUUAACACAUAAACAUUCAAUACAGACCAAUUUUGGACGUGUGAAAUAUUUUGUGUUUUAAAAAUAGCUUGUCAUAGAUAUUUUUAUUCUGUAUGAACAUACAUUCUUAGUAAUGUUUCAGAGCUGCCAAACUGUAUAUUAGAUAAUGUGAAGUCGUACAACAUAUUUUGUUUUGAUAAUCUAUAUACAUUUGUGGUUUAGGGUUUGUUACGUUGUUUUAAAUACCUAUGUAUUGUGUUCUAGAUCACUCGAACGAAACGUCCGCUUACAAUUAAUCAGUACAUUACUGAAAUGGAAUAUUCACUAGUAAAUUACCGAACAGCUGUGCCAGGUGUUUUGGGGAAGAAAACAGGGAAGAGAUGCAAUCUCAAUGGGGGGAGGGGGUCAAAAUUUUCUACGUUUACAUGAGUAAUAAUUUGAAAAUAUGUAGAAUUGUGACAUUAUCCCCUUUUCAGAGUAAUAUUCGUAAAAUGGAGAUCUAAUUUAUAUACUAUACACUGUUCACAUCAUGACCUGCAUUAUAGUCCGAAGCCACGAUGAGGAAGUGAGAUGAUUAUGAGAUUUGUUAUAUCAACAAAAAUCAGACAACUGCUAUUAUAACCACAUUUUGUUCUUUCGAUUUGCUCCCUGUAUGUCAUGGCGAUGCGCAUACGAAAUGUCUGUUUUCACUUUUUACUAGUGUAUACAAUUUUGUUCUAGAAUCCAAGAUUUCUAAGUCCCAGUAUUUAUCAAUAUUGUUAUUUCUAUCUUUAUACAUUAUGCUUUAUUUUGUAUUCUUCAUAGGAGUUAUGAAUGAGAUUGAUCACUGUUCGUUAUCUUCACCUGUCUUAAUACUUUCACAAUCCUAGAUUGACAUGACUUUUGUGUGGAUUUAAGUAUAAGUGCAUUCUUUAUACAUGUACAUGUUUGUAUUAUGUGGAUGGAAAUAAAAUAAAAAAAUAUA
Messenger RNA from Ostrea edulis (European flat oyster), 5768 nucleotides. RefSeq lists its product as uncharacterized. The record is from RefSeq and is a predicted model, not a curated record. Gene Ontology annotation, cellular component: phosphatidylinositol 3-kinase complex. Lineage: Eukaryota; Metazoa; Mollusca; Bivalvia; Ostreida; Ostreidae. Bases 1571 to 2947 code for a protein of 458 amino acids. Gene Ontology annotation, biological process: phosphatidylinositol phosphate biosynthetic process. The transcript is spliced from 9 exons. Gene Ontology annotation, molecular function: 1-phosphatidylinositol-3-kinase regulator activity.